Molecule: messenger RNA, 1641 nt
Organism: Drepanopeziza brunnea f. sp. 'multigermtubi' MB_m1
Lineage: Eukaryota; Fungi; Ascomycota; Leotiomycetes; Helotiales; Drepanopezizaceae
Biological process (GO): amino acid transport; transmembrane transport
Cellular component (GO): membrane
Molecular function (GO): transmembrane transporter activity
Source: RefSeq, a predicted model, not a curated record
AUGGACUAUCCUCCUCACCACUACGCUGGCGACGGCGACAAGAAGACCAACACCAACGACGACCUCCGAGGCAAUGUCGCUCUCAACUCGGCCGACGACCUGCUCGGGGCCAUGGGAUACGAGUCGGAGCUGGUCCGGAACCGAUCCACGCUUCAGGUCGCCUUCAUGUCCUUCGUGCUGGCCUCCAUUCCGUACGGUCUCGCGACGACCUUCUACUAUCCGCUGGUCGGGGGGGGCCCCACCACCAUCAUCUGGGGAUGGUUGGCGGUGUCGACCAUCAUCCUCUGCGUCGGCGUGUCCCUGGGGGAGAUCACCUCCGUGUAUCCGACCGCCGGCGGCGUGUACUACCAGACGUUCAUGCUGUCCCCAGCGGGGUGUCGGAAGAUCAUGUCCUGGAUUUGCGGUUGGUCGUACGUGGUGGGAAAUAUCACCAUCACCCUCUCCGUGAACUUCGGGACCACGCUCUUCCUUAUCGGCUGCAUCAACGUGUUCGAAUCCCAAGCGGCCACCGAGACCGCGCCGGCCGUGGGGAUCUGGGAAGCCGAGACGUACCAGAUCUUCUUGACCUUCGUCGCCAUUACGGUCCUCUGUAAUCUGGUCUCCGCUCUGGGGAACCAGUGGUUGCCGUGGUUAGAUACUUUUGCCAUCUUCUGGACGUUCGUCGGUGUCAUCUGCAUCGUCGUCUGUGUCCUGGCCCUGGCCAAAGCCGGUCGACGUGAUGCCGAGUUCGUCUUCACCGAGUUCCAGCCGCAGUCCGGAUGGCCCGACGGGUGGGCAUUCUGUGUAGGGCUCCUCCAAGCCGCCUAUGCGACCUCCUCCACGGGGAUGAUCAUUUCCAUGUGCGAAGAGGUCCAAAACCCCAGCGUCCAAGUCCCUCGCGCCAUGGUCGGGACCAUCAUGCUCAACACGAUCUGCGGCGCCGGGUUCCUCCUCUCCCUCCUCUUCGUCCUCCCCGACAUCACCAUGCUCGCGAAUCUCGCCUCGGGCCAGCCCACCCCCGUCAUCAUCUCCAUGGCCGUGGGCUCCAAGGGCGGCGCCUUCGCCCUACUCGUCCCCCUCAUCGUCCUGGCCAUCUUCUGCGGGAUCGGCUGCACGACCGCCGCAUCCCGCGCCACCUGGGCCUUCUCGCGUGAUGGCGCGAUCCCGGGCUCAAAGUGGUGGAAACAGAUCCACAAGGGCCUGGAUGUCCCGCUGAACGCCAUGUUGCUCUGCACCACCAUCCAGAUCCUCCUCGGGCUCUUGUACUUUGGAUCCUCGGCUGCGUUCAACGCCUUUUCGGGCGUCGGCGUCAUCUGCUUGACCGUCAGCUACGCCGUUCCCAUUGCCGUCUCGCUCAUCGGAGGCCGGUCCCAUAUCAGCAUGGGCAAGUUCGACAUGGGUAAGCUCGGCCUGGUGUGCAACUUUGUGGCGCUUGCCUGGUCUGCUCUCGCCAUCCCGCUCUUCUGCAUGCCCUCGACCAUCCCCGUCGCCGCCGAGACCAUGAACUACGCGUCCGCCGUGCUCGUCGCCUUCUUCCUCGUCGCCGGUCUCUGGUACUUCGUGUGGGGCAAGCAGAACUACGCGGGUCCUCCCGUCCAAGACGACGCGGCGAUCGAUCGCCGGACCUCGCGGAUCUCGAGUGCGCAUCAGCACCCGUUCUAG